AUGACACAUUACAGCCGCGUCCUCCUAUAUGGGAAGAAUGGGCUGCUGCGCGCAAUCACAAGCAGCACCUGUCCCUCCUGGGAUCGGCUGUUUAUGGGCGUGCACGACGCGCAGAUGUGUAUGCCCAGUGUGAAUAAGGCCUUAUGUGCCCAUCAUUGGAGGCUGCUUCCAUUAAUCAUUGUGCUGGGCCUUGGUAGUGGCUUGCCACUUGGCUAUCAUGUGUCUGUGAUCAACUCUUCAUCACUGUUUGUCAGAAACGUUAUCAACCAGACCUGGAUAAGAAGGUAUGGAUCCCCUGUCCCUGAGGGAACACUUACUCUGCUGUGGUCCACGACAGCUUCAGUGCUCAGUCUUGGUGGCCUCCUGGGAUCAGUAGCAUCUGGGUUCCUGACACGAAGGUUUGGGAAAAAAGCACCUCAUGUGCUUAGUAGCUUGAUGGGAAUAACAGCAUCACUGUGUUUUGGAUUCAGCAAGAUGGUGGGAUCCUUUGAAAUGAUUGUGGCUGGAAGGUUGCUUUAUGGCAUAGCAAUAGGUCUGGGAAUGAAUAUUUACGUUCAGUACCUUGGAGAAACUGCUCCAAGGAACCUUCGGGGAUUCACUAAUACCACAGGUCCCUUCUUUGUAACCAUGGGAAAGCUGUUUGGACAAAUUGUUGGGCUCAAUGAGGUCCUGGGAACAGAGGAACUGUGGCCCCUGAUGAUAUCAUUGUGCGGUUUUACUGAUCUUCUGCAGUUGAUAGUAAUGCGUUUUUAUCCAGAGACCCCUGCAUACCUUCUUUUAGUGAAGAGCGAUCGGGAGCGCUGUAUGAGAGCUAUGAAUAAGAUAUGGGGACAUGGAGACCACCAAUUAGAACUAGAUGAUAUUCUGGCAGAGAAGGAGAUGCGAAAGAACACCAAAAACAUGACUGUGCUGGAGGUUAUGAAGGAGCCAUCUAUGCGCUGGCAGCUCUAUGUUGUGGUGAUCAUCACAAUUACCCUUCAGCUGUCUGGCAUCAAUGCAAUUUUCUUUUACGCAAGAAGUGUAUUUCUCAGUGCUGGGCUGCCUAAAGAAAAGAUCCCCUAUAUUUCCUUGGGAAUGGGAAGCUUUGAACUGCUGGCUGUCAUGAUAUGUAGUGUGCUGAUAGAGCGCUGUAAAAGAAAAGCUCUUCUGCUGGGAAGUUAUGCCCUGAUGGCAACCAUGCUAGCUCUUCUCACGGUUAGCCUGUCCUUUCAGGAUUGGACAGACUGGAUGCCAUAUUGCAGUGUAUUGUUCAUUUUCUUGUUUAUCUUUUUCUUUGGUCUUGGUCCAGGGGCGCUGACACUGGCAUUGGUUAUCGAAAUGUGUAGUCACUCCACUCGAGCUGCAGUGUUUGUGAUCAUUGGCUGUUUGAACUGGACUAAUUUCUAUUUAAUUGGGAUGGCCUUUCCUUUCAUACAGGGUGCUCUGGGCCAUUACUGUUUUCUCAUCUUCCUUUUUUUUAUUGCGGCCUCUGGAACCUUCCUCUUCUUCUUCCUUCCUGAGACAAAGGGAAAAACUACUCAGCAAAUCACUUUGGAAUUCAACAAAUUGAACUUUGGAGGACAAAAAGCACCAAAAUCAAUAGAGCUUUCCACCAGUUUGUGAGCC
Molecule: messenger RNA, 1605 nt
Organism: Nanorana parkeri
Lineage: Eukaryota; Metazoa; Chordata; Amphibia; Anura; Dicroglossidae
Product: solute carrier family 2, facilitated glucose transporter member 11-like
Exons: 12
Coding region: 1-1602 (533 amino acids)
Biological process (GO): monosaccharide transmembrane transport
Cellular component (GO): membrane
Molecular function (GO): hexose transmembrane transporter activity
Source: RefSeq, a predicted model, not a curated record